This is a messenger RNA of Opisthorchis viverrini, 273 nucleotides long. RefSeq lists its product as hypothetical. The transcript has a single exon. NCBI's taxonomy places the organism in Eukaryota, Metazoa, Platyhelminthes, Trematoda, Opisthorchiida, Opisthorchiidae. The coding region runs from base 1 to 273 and encodes 90 amino acids. The record is from RefSeq and is a predicted model, not a curated record.
AUGCUGCAUGAUUUCACUUUCCAGGUCAAGCGGAUGGAAGCUCGUUUGAAUCUUUUACGAAACAAAGUUAUGAGUGAGGAAGCCAAACAACUGCAGUUGGAAUCCUUGGAACGUGAAAUGGACCUCGAACUUAACGCGCAGAAGACUAAGAUCGGUAUGAAGCUGCGGCAAACCGGAGCUAGAUUGGCAGAAGCUCGUGCAGAACUGGCGACUCGUGAACGUCGACUGGAGCAGAUCGAAGCAAGGUAUGACACGCAACCACAUCUUGUUUGA